AUGACUGACUCCAAAGUGCGCAAAGAUGUUCGCAAGCUCUCUGACGAAGAGCGCGACACUGUUAUCCGUGCCUUCAAACAUAUCAUGGAACUACCACCAGAUGACGAGAAUUCGUAUUUCACUAUUGCCGGAUACCAUGGCUUACCUGAGCCUCAAUAUUGUUAUCACGGUGUCGUCCUCUUCCCAACCUGGCAUCGUGCCUAUCUCCUUCGACUAGAAGAAUCUUUACGAACUGCACCUGGCUGUAAAAACCUGGCUCUUCCAUACUGGGACGAGGCUUCUAAUCAGACGAAAGAAGAGGGCAUUCCUCGUUUGUUUACCGACAGAGAGUACACAUUUCAAGACGGAUCAUCAAUUCCAAACCCUCUCUGCUCGUACAAACUCCAGAAAGCCAUCGUGGAUAUAGACGACAAGAAGACUAGCAAAGACACCAAGCCGGAAGGAUAUCAGACAGUCCGGUACCCAUACUCCGGUUUGGUCAGUGACAAAUUUGCGGACAGGACCAAAAUUCACAACACUGCCUUGGAAGGAAAGACGCCGGACGAGGUGACAAAUAUUCUCAAUCAGAAUGUUAUUCGAUGGUUACAUGAACAAAAAUUCCAGACCCAUAACGAGAAAUGGAUUUCAGCUGGUGAAAAGGACAAUUACGUCAAUUGUCUCGAAGCACCCAAUUACACAGUAUUUUCGAAUGCAACGUCGGCUGACAGAUACAACGAGGAGAACAGGGGAAAACCAACAGUUGCUCCUGUCAUUCCUAUCGAGCAGCCACAUAACGCUGUUCACCUUGCUGUCGGGGGAUUUGAUGUUCCUGGCGACAAGAACCACAACGUUUAUGCUUUUGCGAACGGGGACAUGGGAGAGAAUGAUACGGCGGCUUUUGACCCUCUCUUUUUCUUUCAUCAUUGUUUCAUUGAUUACAUAUUCUGGAAGUGGCAAAGACGGCACAAUAAGACAGAAACUCUCGACAUAAUGAAGGGUUAUCCCGGGACUCAACUUAUAAAACGCGGCAAGGCAAUUGCGAAUUUCACUAUGGACUAUCCGCUUGCUCCGUUCAAGAUAAAGGAUCAAACUACUGGACAGGAGCGAGAUAUGACUUCAAAUGAUGUGAUAAAUAUUUCGAAACUAGAGUAUACCUAUGCAGAUCCGGGAGCGCCUCACAUAAAUCUCGUGGGCUCGACCCAAAGAUUUGUAGAUGCACCAAAGUUAAAGAUCAGCGGGAUCAAUCGCGCCAAGAUCUCUGGUUCUUUCGUCGUGUCCGUCUGGGCCAAGACUGGGGAGGGCAUGCCAGACCGUCUUCUCGAGACCAAACCAAUUCUCAGUCGAUGGAAUGUUGAGAAAUGUGGGAAUUGCCAGAGUCAUUUGGAAGUCAAGUUUAUUGUUCAUCUGAAUGACUUUGAUCACGAGGAGGCUCUUUACACUGAGUUUUAUGCCAAGGUACACACAAGAGAAAAGCCUGAAGGGGAAGGACAGGUCGCUGGGAAGGACAUUGCGAUUACAUUGAAUGCUUAUGUAGAGAUUGCUUGA
Molecule: messenger RNA, 1524 nt
Organism: Fusarium poae
Lineage: Eukaryota; Fungi; Ascomycota; Sordariomycetes; Hypocreales; Nectriaceae
Exons: 3
Coding region: 1-1524 (507 amino acids)
Molecular function (GO): oxidoreductase activity
Source: RefSeq, a predicted model, not a curated record